AUGUUUCAGAAAGGGAAGUUUUGGGGAAUUCGAAAGCGUAGAAAAAAUCGUGUUAAGGUAUCUCCAGUCGGGCGCGAUCAGUACGUAGUGUCCUUCACUGUAAAUCAAUCCUCUGUUGAUGUCAAAUGGGGUUUGUACAUGUCUUCGGCUCCCUACGAUAUGGCUAUGAUCACGGGAAACUGCAAAAGAGCCAGAAAGAGUCCUUGCCUCAUGAGGAAUCUUCCGCUCGAGGAAAAAACCGUAACCGCUUGGCAAAUCAUUGGUCACACUGUUGUAAUAAGCAGUGGAAUGGAUACAGUCGCCUGCGCCACUGUUAUUUUGCCUGGACUACCCCUGAUGCGAGCUUCUUUUCAUACCCCUCCAGUCGAAGGGCAUAUCCACGUUAUUCCAUUCCUGAAUAUGGUUCGAAUAUUGCCCGAUUUGAAGUACUCUUCUGAAUUUGAAAACGAAGAACCGCAGAAAGCCGUAAUUGAAUGGGCAUUCACUAAAUCUUGCGAAGGAAACAUGACGGUUCCUGAAGAUAUGAAUGGAAACGAGCUGGGUGUCGAUUCCAGAUCGACGAUCACGAUUGCCCGUUCGUUCGGCAUCCGAUUUCGACAUGGGGACGCUACACAUAAGGUAGAUCCCAUACAAGUUUUCAGGGAUGACUGCUUGGAUAUGUCCACCGAAACCGUUCAUAGAAGUUUUGACAACUUUUAUCCCACUAUCAACAUUUUUGGAGCAGAAACUAUCGCAUUAAAGUCACUUGUUACGGACGAUUCAUGCGGUCCAUUACGGCCUCAGUUCCCGCGACCUGCUGCAACUGCUCAUUUUAUGUACCCCAUUGUAGGAAGAUUAGUGCUGGUUGACAUGGAUGACAGAAUCCUUCUCACUGGUGAGUUGCGUCAAAUCCAGGAAAGCGAGGCUAAACGUGCAACAGUGCAGGCGCUGGUCAAUAAGCAUAAGGUGUUCUCAGCUGUAACAGCUCAUGCAGUACCGGUUGAUAUGUCCAUUACUGAAAGCCAUCCUUGUGGCCUCGAAAGUCUCGGACCAAGCAAGCAGAAAUGGUGGAUUCAACGACUAGCUGCGAUCCUCAGCGGUGAAGACAACGAUACGACUGUCAUUAUUGGAUCGAAGCAGUUGGUCACAGGUCCGGAUAGCGUGCUAGGCAUCUCAGUGCAAUUGAAGGAGAAGAAUGCUGUUUCCUGUGGUCAUUUUGAACCGUUAACGGAAAAAAUAAUUGCUGUUGCAAAAUUUGAAAAUGUUUCAUUUGGCUAUGUGAAAAUGACCCAGCAUGGAACAUCAAACUGGGCUACUGGAAUUCCUACAGAGAUCUACUAUUCGUUGAGCAGCGCUGAAGUGGAAUGGGAGUUCGUAACACAGGUUGACUCAUGCUCGGACGCCCCAGUAUAUGAUCCUUUCCAUUUAAAUAGGAGCUUUUGCUCGUCAGCUGAUAAUGUUCUCUGUGCCAUAGGAGAUGUGCAGAAGAAGUCAGGCCCAUUAACCUUGAAUACCAGGCGGCAUCUCGUCGUCAGCAAUCUUCCUCUUUCUGGUCCUUAUUCUGAGGAAGACUGGCGACUUUCUGAAAUGCUUCAAAUGUUCAAUGUGGAACAGAAAAAGUUCAAGGCGGAUGCGGAUUUCGAAUGUGGCGAAGAAUUGCCAAUGGGACCUCAGACAUCUAGUUCUCCAUCGGCAGCGUUUUUUAUUCUAUUUUACGUAGUGCUCUUAAAUUCCUAG
Strongylus vulgaris is the source of this 1716-nucleotide messenger RNA. The record is from the annotation of a GenBank genome assembly. Lineage: Eukaryota; Metazoa; Nematoda; Chromadorea; Rhabditida; Strongylidae.